UGAGUCCAAGAGUCACACACCAAGUGGGAGUAUAUGUUUGUGUGUGUGUGUAUACAGUAUGUGUGUGUCAGCUAAUGGGGGAAGGGGACAGGGCACCCUCAGGGAGAACAGAUAGGUAAACAAGUGCAGGGCUGCUUCACUUGCUCCGUCACACAGACAACAUACUCACUAAUGAUCUCAACGACAGCCAGCACAGCCGACAUGGUGACACAGGGCAAACUUCAGAUCAAUGACGCAGAGCAUGUCGAAGAUAAAAACUCAGGGAGGCUGGGAUGUUUCGGUUGGCUGUUGGUCCUCGUAUCUCUCCUCUUUAUAAUACCAACCUUCCCAGUCUCAUUUCUUCUGUGUAUUAAGAUAGUGAAGGAGUACGAACGAGCUGUCAUUUUUAGACUCGGCCGGAUCACAGACAGAAAACCUAAAGGGCCAGGACUUUUCUUUGUUCUGCCCUGCACUGAUACCUUUGUGAAAGUCGAUCUGAGAACUGUGUCCUUUGACAUCCCUCCACAAGAGAUCCUAACCAGAGACUCAGUGACAGUGUCUGUGGAUGGUGUGGUGUACUUCCGCAUACACUGCCCCAUCUCAUCUGUGGCCAAUGUGUCUAAUGCACACUCAUCUACACGGCUGCUGGCUCAAACGACCCUGAGGAAUGUACUCGGUACCAAAAACCUUGCAGAACUGCUAUCUGACAGAGAGGGCAUAUCACUCAGUAUGCAGGAAGCUCUGGAUGACGCCACCGAUCCGUGGGGCAUUAAGGUGGAGCGCGUGGAGAUCAAAGAUGUGAAGUUGCCUCAGCAGCUGCAGAGAGCCAUGGCAGCAGAGGCAGAAGCCAGCCGGGAGGCCAGAGCGAAGAUAAUUUCUGCAGAGGGAGAGAUGAACGCUUCCAGGGCUCUGAAAGAAGCCUCUCUGAUCAUUGCUGAGUCACCCUCUGCUCUCCAGCUGCGAUACCUGCAGACCCUCAACACCAUCGCAGGAGAGAAGAACUCUACCAUCAUCUUCCCUCUGCCCAUAGAUCUACUGCAGAAUUUUAUGAGGAAGUAGUGAUAUUCUUGUCAUAUAGUUACUGUUACAAGCUUAUGAGGUAUCUUUUUCAGAUGCUGUAUGGUCUAACAGGCUUAGUGUGUUAACUGCCGAACUGCACUCUGCAUUAUUACUUCUUAUAGAAAGUUGUCCUAUCUAAGAAUGGCAAAAU
Molecule: messenger RNA, 1189 nt
Organism: Epinephelus lanceolatus (giant grouper)
Lineage: Eukaryota; Metazoa; Chordata; Actinopteri; Perciformes; Serranidae
Gene: stoml3a
Product: stomatin (EPB72)-like 3a
Cellular component (GO): plasma membrane
Source: RefSeq, a predicted model, not a curated record